AUAUCAGCGAUGGAAAGUGGAGAAGCCAUAAGAACUGCUCCGGCUCAACAUUUUUAUUGCACAAGUGUAAUUUUAAUAAAUAUUAAGGUUUCUUUGAUUUUGAAUCGGAUGCAGACCUUCUGGGUCCGCCUGGAGAUGCGGAUAAUAAUUUGCUACAGAUUCCUCUGCAUAGUGGAGGCACUACAGACCACGUGAGAGGAAUAUUCAACGACGGUCCCCGACAGACCGGCUCAUCUCAUGCUGGCACUCCUCUGCUGCUGACAUGGACUCUUGGGCUCUGUAUUUUCUCAGCUUACCACAAACAGACGCGGAGGGAGGGCGACACUCUGUCUGAAUGUAACCUUUGAUCUGUUGACGUUUUCUCUUAUUUUUGUUCUGUUUGAUUUUUUCUUCUUCCCUUCUCCACAAGUUAAACCAGUUACGGGGCUAUGGCUUGGCCGUGCAUCAGCAGAGUGUGCUGCCUGGCUCGGUUCUGGAACCAGUUCGACAAAUCGGACCUCUCCGUCCCGCUCACCAUCCAGAACUACUCGGACAUCGCCGAGCAUGAGGUGCGAUCCGUCACCAAACAGGUCUCCGCCUCGGAGCGCGCACCCGGGAAUAACUACUCGACCCCGGACCAGCGUGCCGCCGGCACCCCUAGCGCACCCAAAGAUGGCCCGGGGACCCGAGGAUCUUUCAGGGCGCGAAAGGAGUCCAGUUACAAGCCCCGGGAGGACUACCAGCCGCCCGGAGUGCCUUUCCCCAGUGUCACCCAGUACAAACAGGAUUUCAAACCCUGGCCCAUUCCCAGGAAGGAUAAUUUCCCUUGGAUUAGUAACGGGGGCAGCAGGGCAGACGGUGUUUCGGACAGCCCGGUGAACAGUUACCACAGCCAGGCACAAGCGGGGGACAGAGAGGAGCGCGGCAGGGGCCAGAGGUCGGGGGAUCAGCAAGUAACGGGGGAGAGCGAGACCUCAUACAGGCAAGAGUACAGACCAUGGACGGGGGUGAGACCAGCUAAAAGUGUGAGGAAAAAUCCUACAGCUCAAUACUCCAGCCCAGGGACAGAGGCCACCCACGUCCCGCGCGAGACCAGCUAUCAGGCUGCCUACAGCGGGGAGGGCCACAGGUCCAUAGGGCUGCAUCAGGGGGAGAACGAUAUCACAUCAGCUGCCUCCAACACACAACAUGCUGCUGUCCUCCAGCCCAUCCCCACUGCUAUGCAAGCUGGCAGGUCACCCAUCCCCUCCAGCCUCCAGCAGAGCAUCCCGCCUGAGAGGACCGAGUUCAGUAGAACAAUCAAGGGAGAGGAACAUCUGGUGCGGACCAAAUUCCCUCCGAACCCUUCUGCCGUCUUUCAAAGCGGGCCGAGGGUCUUCAACAUCUGACAGCUGCUCCGACUUCCAACCAUUCCACUUUGAUCGGUCAUAAGGAACUAACAGGGGAAAUGAUUUGAGUCCAUUCCACAACACAAUAAUCUAUGCAAGGGAAUGUACAUUGUUGUGGAGCCUGUGGAGCUGCAGCAUCACUAUCCCCAGUGAGAGACAGACGGAUAGAUAGACGCC
Molecule: messenger RNA, 1544 nt
Organism: Anarrhichthys ocellatus (wolf-eel)
Lineage: Eukaryota; Metazoa; Chordata; Actinopteri; Perciformes; Anarhichadidae
Gene: map6d1
Product: MAP6 domain containing 1
Exons: 3
Coding region: 429-1367 (312 amino acids)
Biological process (GO): microtubule cytoskeleton organization; cytoskeleton-dependent intracellular transport; regulation of microtubule cytoskeleton organization
Cellular component (GO): Golgi-associated vesicle; microtubule; cis-Golgi network
Molecular function (GO): calmodulin binding; microtubule binding
Source: RefSeq, a predicted model, not a curated record